UUGGAAUAUUACCAGUGUAMAUUAGAGUAGAAUGACCAAAGAGGGAGGAAAAAAGACCCCUGGAGCAGAGACAGGUAAAAAGAAAGGAGCAGAAGAAGGGAAAUCCGAUGGCCAUCAUAGUUCGCUGGUGGGAGUAAGUGCGCUAUUAGAGAGAUAUGGAUACGCAAUUGGAGAAUUCCUAGGAAAAGGCUCAUAUGCCGUUGUAAGGAAAGCAAACUCCAGGAGAUACAAAAAAGAAGUCGCCAUAAAAAUUAUAUGCAAGAAAAAAGCACCUGAGGACUUUCUCACCAAGUUUCUUCCGAGAGAGAUAAAAGUACUUAAAAAGAUUCGACAUAAUAAUGUUUUGUCACUAUUAGAAGUUAUAGAGACCAAUACUCGUAUGUACAUUAUCACAGACCUGGCAGCAAACGGGGAUUUAYUAGAGUAUAUACGUUCACACGGCGCUUUGUCUGAAGACCGCGGCAAAGAUAUGUUUCAACAACUAGUCAGUGGAGUAUCGUACAUCCAUGACAAUGAAAUUGUUCAUAGGGACUUAAAAUGUGAAAACAUUUUACUUGAUAAAGAAAUGAAUCUCAUAAUUUCGGACUUUGGCUUUGCGAAGGAUAGCAUUGUAACAGCCACAGGUAAAAAGAAACUUAGCCAUACAUAUUGUGGAUCUUACGCUUACGCACCUCCUGAGAUCCUUAAAGGUAUAGCCUACGACGCUACAUUAGCUGAUGUAUGGAGCAUGGGCGUUAUUCUGUACACUAUGUUAUGCGGCAGACUACCAUUCGAUGACUCAAACUUGCGUAGCUUACUGCAACAGGUUCACAAGAAAGUAGCAUUUCCAUCUCGUGUCAAAUUAUCCGAUUCUGCAAAAGCAAUUAUUUGUAAGAUGCUUACAUGGAAYGUUCCAGAGCGAAUAACAAUUGAACAAUUGCUGAAAGACCCAUGGUUGUACCCGCAGAAUCAUCCCGAGUCAUGACUCCRCGCAAGGCUCCUUGAUAUCUUAGGGACAACUGUUGUUCAAAUUUGGACAUUUGAUUGCUAUCGACAGCAAUGCAUUGUAGGUGAUAAUAUUUCAAUUUCUAUUUGAUACAUAGACAUAC
Exaiptasia diaphana is the source of this 1088-nucleotide messenger RNA. Its product is annotated as testis-specific serine/threonine-protein kinase 1. NCBI's taxonomy places the organism in Eukaryota, Metazoa, Cnidaria, Anthozoa, Actiniaria, Aiptasiidae. The transcript has 2 exons. The record is from RefSeq and is a predicted model, not a curated record. Gene Ontology annotation, cellular component: cytoplasm. Gene Ontology annotation, biological process: protein phosphorylation; microtubule cytoskeleton organization; intracellular signal transduction. The coding region runs from base 32 to 964 and encodes 310 amino acids. Gene Ontology annotation, molecular function: ATP binding; protein serine/threonine kinase activity; tau-protein kinase activity.